Molecule: messenger RNA, 588 nt
Organism: Melampsora larici-populina 98AG31
Lineage: Eukaryota; Fungi; Basidiomycota; Pucciniomycetes; Pucciniales; Melampsoraceae
Exons: 3
Coding region: 1-588 (195 amino acids)
Source: RefSeq, a predicted model, not a curated record
AUGAUUGCUUGUGGAACCAUCCAACGUACCGAGUACGUUCGACUCAACCCUCACGAUAGGACUACGACCAUAGUCAUCACGCUGAGUAGCGUCGACGAAGAUCCCAUUACCAACAGCUUGGUCAUAUGCCGCACACGACAUUACCUGCCAAAAGCUCUACAAGACAACCACGACGUCAGUCUCCUCGUGCCAGGUGCACAGGUCACCAUUACCGGUGUCAUUAAAGACUAUAAUGAGCCGAGUCAUUUAUGGGAAACUGAACAUGUCCAAAUUUCUUCCAAAGCGCCGCCUCCAGUACUUUGCAACCGUACGGACGUCCCAUUUGGGCGCACACCUCCCGAAACCUCAGCCAACAUCCCAGCUGCAAUGAGCCGCCCAAUCUCAGGAGCCGUUGGUUGUUGGUCUGAUUUUUAUAGCUUCUCUGACAGGCCGGCCGCCGGCUCCGACGUUGAAGACUAUGCUUCUAUCACUGUGUCCUGCGAGGGUGUGGAGUUGGAAUCUUCUGAUGUUUUUUCCAGCCCCACUCGACGUUUGCACGUACAUCCCGUUGACACAUCAAGCAAACCGAAGCGUCCGCGCUUGCAAUAG